AUGGCGAAGAGAGAGAUUAGUAGCACUCUGAGAAAUCUAAAGUUUAUGCAAAGGUCUGCUGUGAAAGAGGAGAAGAAGAAGAAUGUUGAAGAGCCUAAUGGGAAUUUUCCUUCCCUUGGUGGUACUGUUGCAAAGAAGUGUGUGGUCUUAACCGACUGGGAUCCUCAGCCUGGAGCUUUGUUGGGACGCAUGUCAUUUCAGUCUUUCAAUCCCGCUAUCGAGAAAUUGAACGAAGAGGCAAUAAACGGUGGAAAAACAGAUGCUUCUCCCUCAAGCUCUAGCAGUAGUUCGAAGGUUGAGCCAAGUCGGGAAACAAAUGGUGAGUUGAAAAGAAAACAGUCUGAAGUAGUCUCUGAUGAACAAAACCAUCCAAACAAGUCCCCGAGGAAACUUCAGAGCAAUGACAAACCAUCACCGAGCAAUAAAAAAGGCAAUGCUUUCAAGAAACCGAAGAGCAAGAAAGUGGACUGGAGCGUUUUGAAGCCACCAAAACCUCAAACCAAAAGGGUUUAA
This is a messenger RNA of Arabis nemorensis, 513 nucleotides long. The record is from the annotation of a GenBank genome assembly. NCBI's taxonomy places the organism in Eukaryota, Viridiplantae, Streptophyta, Magnoliopsida, Brassicales, Brassicaceae.